Dicentrarchus labrax (European seabass) is the source of this 2392-nucleotide messenger RNA. RefSeq names its product B-box and SPRY domain containing (gene bspry). Lineage: Eukaryota; Metazoa; Chordata; Actinopteri; Moronidae. Gene Ontology annotation, molecular function: protein binding. The transcript has 6 exons. The record is from RefSeq and is a predicted model, not a curated record. The coding region runs from base 508 to 1875 and encodes 455 amino acids.
CCUUUAAGUUCUUGACGCAUUCACGUGUAUGCAACAUGUUAUUGUUAUACCUAACCAUGAAGUUACAGCCGCUGCCUGGUUUGGUAGUUUAAAGAAAAGCAAAUCACCACAUUUAUAGGCUACCUUAGUCUAUCUGAAGUUACUUUCUACCUGUGGUUAGGUUUCUCUGUAGCUCACAGCUGGAAAUUUGAGAAGUUUUAAGCGACCUAAAAGAGGAAAUUAAAGCAAGCUUAUACAUUAGGCUUUAUAAUAAGCAACUUUUUACUUUAUACUGUUACAAAUUUGAUUACAACGUGAUUUAAAACUUGAAAGGUGGUUAUCAGCUGACGCCCAAAUCAAACAACUGAAAACUAGCAGAGCAGAAACCUUUUUUUUUUCCCCUCUCAGCUCUGACCUCUGAUGUCCGUGUUACUUCCGUGUUCCGCUCACCUGUUACACCUGUAUUACAGCACUGUACCGUAAGUGCGACUCCUGCUCUGCCGGGUGCACCUGUUGCCUCACUGUGCCAUGAGCGAGGACUUCAUAACGUGUGAGUUAACAUGUUCGUCUCCAUCGGCUGACCCGGAGGACGCUUUAAACGCGGUGGAAACCGGGCCGAUGGAUUGUGAGCAGCCUAUUUUCACCGCGCUGAGCGGCGGGGGGAAGCAGCAGCAGCAGCCGUCGACCUCCCCCGCUGCGACCACCGACACAGAGUCCGGGAUCUUCUCUGGAGAGUGUGAGCUCUGCGUGGAGCAUGAGUCGAAGCUGGACUGGUUCUGUGGCACCGAGCAGAAGCUCAUCUGCUCCCACUGCGCCACCGUUGGCCCCUGCCACGGACACACUGUGACCCCUCUGGCCACCAGAGUAACCGCAGUCCGGAACCAACUGGUGGAUGUGUGUGAGAAAAUACAGCUGCAGGCACUGAGGAUUGAGAGGUUUAUCGACCAGACACUGACAGCCAAAGAACACAAGCUUCAGACAGCGGCGAGCAGGGCGAGGGAGCAGGUCCUGGCUCAGGUCAGCGCAGUGCGUGAAGCCCUGGAGGAGGAGGAGCAGCGUCUCUUGGAGGGGGUGCAGAGAGAGGAGGAGCGGGUGGAGCAGUGUCUCCUCACCCAGAGAGCCCACUGGAGCCAGGCUUUGGCGAGUCUGUCGCAAACACGCUCCGGCCUAGUGCACACACUGACGCACACUCCAGACACACAGCUGGCGACUAGUGUCCAGGAGAUAGCUGAAAGGAUUGAGGAAGCAGAGGGGGUCGGGGAGCCCUGUGACACAGACCAGCUCAACCUGAACCCAGGUUGCAGUGACAGCAAGCUGCUCAGAGGUCUGUGGGCCACUGCAGUACUGCUGGGUCCGAACGCUCAUAGAUCAUCUUAUUUAAAGUUUGACGAGCGCACAGUGAGCCCUCUCCUCUCCCUGUCUGACGACUUCUGCACUUUGACCUUCGUAAACAAAAAAGCUCGCCAAUCCCCACGCUACGACCCAGCACGAUUCGACUGUUGGCCCAACGCGCUGGGUUCAGUGUCUGUGUCCUCCGGCACCCACAGCUGGAUGGUGGAUGUCGGCCAGAGUGCUGCCUUCAAGGUCGGGGUCUGCUACACCUCUCUGGAGCGCAAAGGCUCUGGGAACGAGGCCCGGCUGGGCUACAACAGUCAGUCUUGGGUGCUGUCUCACUACGACGGGGACUACUCCUUCUUCCACGCUGGGAAGAAGGUUCCCCUGCAGGUCGUGAGAAGACCCCAGAGGAUCGGCCUGCUGCUGGACUGGCCGACUCAGACGCUGCUGUUUUACGAGCCAGACUCCAGUGCCUUGCUGUACUCUUUCACACAUCCCUUCAGCGUCCCGCUGUUGCUGGCCUGUGCUGUGACUGACCGCAGUAUCACCAUACUGCACUGACACAACACCCACACUGCCCAAAAAACUAAAUUACCUUAAACAUGUGAAGAAAUGCCAGAAGGAGACGACUUUCUCUAAUGUAAAUAUAAAUCAGCAGCUAAAGAUCCUCCAUCUGUGCAAUUAUGACAGGCCUCACUUUGUAUUUAUUCUAUUUGCUUGUCUAUUAGUAGCUGCUGAUUCUUUUUUUUACUGUUUUUAAUAAUUUAAUAGAUCUGUCUGAUAUUUCUUCAUCUGUUGAUCAUAUUACACAGUAUUUCCUGACUGACGAUUGUUUAAAAAAAUGAAAUUUGCUGUUGUCUGUUUUUAAUAUGAUUGUUUUAAUCAUCAGUUUCAUCCCUGUAAUGAGGCCUCUGCAAGAGUCUUCAUAGACAAUGUUAAUUAUAGUGGUUGAUCCAGGACUGUUUUAAAUGUGUGGCAAACAAACUCACUACAAAUAAUUUUGCUCAGUAAACCACUUAUUGUAUUCUCUGUCUCCACAAUAGAUAUUUCCAUGAAUACACAAGGUUUCAUUUUGUAA